GGGUGACCGCAGUCACCAAUCCCUCCUUCACCUACCACCCCUCUUUCAUAUACCUAACAAUGGCUUCAUAGAUUCCCCACCCACCAACCACCAGACCAAACCACCUUUCAAUCCGAUCACACCAUUCCAUAUGGCAGCGGCGGCGACUACGACGGCGACGGCCUCAUACUCCACAAUUUCACCCAAACACAACGUUUCUUUAUCCACCAACAACCACCACCAUUUCAAUAAGAACGCUCUAGGUUUUGUAUCCGAAAAUCCCAUUCCAAUACGUUCCCUUUCUCUUUCUUGCUCCCGUCCAGCUAAACAUUCAAUGAAAGUAUCUGCCACUUCAGCUGCUCCUCCGGUGAUCGAGACUAGUAAGUCGAGUUCUGAUGAAGUUCCCACCGUAGUUGAUGUUGAUUUAGGUGAUCGGAGCUAUCCAAUCUAUAUCGGAUCUGGUCUGCUUAAUCAACCGGAUCUUCUACAAAGGCAUAUUCAUGGGAAGAGAGUUCUUGUAGUCACAAACACCACAGUGGCGCCUUUAUACUUGGAUAAAGUUGUCCAUGCUUUAACUGUUGGAAACCCUAAUGUUACAGUUGAAAGUGUGAUUCUCCCAGAUGGUGAGAAAUACAAGGACAUGGAUACUCUCAUGAAAGUAUUUGACAAAGCCAUUGAAUCUCGAUUGGAUAGAAGAUGUACUUUUGUUGCCCUUGGUGGUGGUGUCAUUGGUGACAUGUGUGGAUAUGCUGCAGCUUCUUUCCUCCGUGGUGUCAAUUUCAUUCAAAUCCCUACAACUGUUAUGGCACAGGUGGAUUCUUCGGUUGGGGGCAAAACGGGAAUAAACCACAGAUUGGGAAAAAACUUGAUUGGAGCAUUUUAUCAGCCACAGUGUGUGCUAAUAGAUACAGACACAUUAAACACAUUACCUGAUAGAGAAUUAGCUUCAGGUCUUGCUGAGGUCAUCAAGUAUGGGCUUAUUAGAGAUGCUCCAUUUUUUGAGUGGCAAGAAAAGAACAUGCAAGCUUUGAUGUCUAGGGAUCCUGAUGCUUUUGCAUAUGCUAUAAAGCGUUCAUGUGAAAACAAGGCUGAAGUUGUAUCUCAAGAUGAGAAAGAAAGUGGUUUAAGGGCGACACUGAAUCUGGGGCAUACAUUUGGUCACGCAAUAGAAACUAGCUACGGGUACGGACACUGGCUUCAUGGAGAAGCAGUUGCAGCAGGCACCGUAAUGGCGGUUGACAUGUCAUACCGCCUUGGUUGGAUAGACGAAUCCAUAGUCAAACGAGUCAACUCCAUCUUAAAACAAGCCAAACUGCCAACCACCCCUCCCGAGAUGAUGACCGUAGAUAUGUUCAAAUCUGUCAUGGCCGUGGACAAGAAGGUGGCUGAUGGAUUACUAAGACUAAUACUCUUAAAAGGCCCACUAGGAAACUGUGUUUUCACAGGAGAUUAUGACCGAAAAGCUCUUGAUGAAACCCUACAUGCAUUUUCCAAGUCUUGAUUUUAGGUGAUGAGUGUGUCUUGUUUUAUAAUGAUAACCGGUUCAUGGGAUGGAAGUGGAUUGGACUCAACAAGAAUGCUUGUUUCAUCUUGUUUCAUUUUAUGAGACAAAAGAUAGCACUUUAUGUCAUUGACAUGAGUCACACUCUUGAUUGAUGUCUCAAUUCGUCAAUGACAAAUGUAUUACAACAUAAUGUUGUCUUUGUUACAUAGGGGAGGACUAGACAAUCUUUUUAGUACUAUUUCAACGUCUCUCGCAUAUAAUGGAUCAAGUAUAAAGUAUAAGUACAAUGUUCUAAUCGAAUUUUUGUUUAUUUUUUGUU
Lactuca sativa (garden lettuce) is the source of this 1802-nucleotide messenger RNA. Its product is annotated as 3-dehydroquinate synthase. The record is from RefSeq and is a predicted model, not a curated record. Lineage: Eukaryota; Viridiplantae; Streptophyta; Magnoliopsida; Asterales; Asteraceae. Gene Ontology annotation, molecular function: 3-dehydroquinate synthase activity. Gene Ontology annotation, cellular component: cytoplasm. Gene Ontology annotation, biological process: aromatic amino acid biosynthetic process.